UUGCGUGUGGUCAGCUGAGUUCAAAUACGUAUUAAUGAAUAAAUUAAUAUGUACUUGCCCCUAGCAAACGUACACCUAUCACACGCCAUAUAGCAACGUCAGUCGUUCUGACAUAGGCCAUACAGUCAGGUUGCAUUAUCCCUCUGCAGUAGCUGGACAAGUUGGCAAAAAUUCACAAACUAGCUGGAAAAUUGGAUCGCCAUGAAGCAAAUGUAUCUCUUCCUGACCAUCAGUUUUGCUGUUCUGGCUUUGACAACAGGACAACGUUUACGAGCUAGAUGUCCAAAUGUCGAUACUAAACCAGAUUUUAACAUCAGCAGAUACGAGGGUGACUGGUUUGAAGAUAGGAGAUCGGUAACCAGGUUUCAGUUCGGGCUCACAUGUUCCAAGGCAAACUAUGUCGUACUGGGAAAUGGGGAUAUCCGAGUUACCAACACUGGAAUAACUAAAUGGUUUCAAUAUGCGAUCACUGUAACAGGGAUAGCCACAGUCCCCGAUUCUGGUAAACCAGGCCGACUAUCUAUCAGUUUCAAUGGAGGAGACCCUGGACCUUACUUAGUCUUAGACACGGAUUACGAUAAUUUCGCUCUUGUCUACACGUGUAAAUCCUAUGGACUCUUCGCCACAGAAACUUUGUGGGUUCUGAAACGCCGACGGAGCUUUGUAUUGCAAGGCGCACUGCGAAGUAGAAUCAUCGCAAAACUGGAUAUGUAUAACAUUUCAAUAAAUCGCCUCAUCACUACCGAUGCUUCAGACUGUAGAUAGUGACGUGUGCCAUUGGGGUUUGGUCUAAAAUGAUGAAAUGUCAGAGAGAGGAAUGUUCGGUUCUCGCAUGUUUCUAAAUCGGAAUUUGAAUCAGUUUGAAUGUUUACAUGUAUGCGAAAGUAAACAGUUGUAAAAUAAAGCCAAGUUGUCAUUUA
Pecten maximus is the source of this 920-nucleotide messenger RNA. RefSeq names its product apolipoprotein D-like. NCBI's taxonomy places the organism in Eukaryota, Metazoa, Mollusca, Bivalvia, Pectinida, Pectinidae. Gene Ontology annotation, molecular function: pigment binding. The coding region runs from base 202 to 765 and encodes 187 amino acids. The record is from RefSeq and is a predicted model, not a curated record. The transcript is spliced from 5 exons.